Alternaria hordeiaustralica is the source of this 4425-nucleotide messenger RNA. RefSeq lists its product as uncharacterized. The transcript is spliced from 6 exons. Gene Ontology annotation, cellular component: Golgi membrane; plasma membrane; endoplasmic reticulum. Gene Ontology annotation, biological process: calcium ion transmembrane transport; manganese ion transport; intracellular calcium ion homeostasis. Lineage: Eukaryota; Fungi; Ascomycota; Dothideomycetes; Pleosporales; Pleosporaceae. The coding region runs from base 1 to 4425 and encodes 1474 amino acids. The record is from RefSeq and is a predicted model, not a curated record. Gene Ontology annotation, molecular function: ATP hydrolysis activity; P-type calcium transporter activity; ATP binding.
AUGGCACACGAAAGCGCCCCGAAAAGAGUGCGACACAGCCUACCAGCCGUUUUGAUGCGUGCUGGUACUUCAAAAGGUCUCUUCAUUCAUCGUCACGACUUGCCAUCUUCCCAAUCAGCGUGGGCUGGCCCAUUACUUGCCGCCAUGGGCUCUCAAGGCUCAGACGCUCGACAGAUUGACGGCGUAGGAGGGGCUACUUCAACGACUUCCAAGGUUGCAGUUGUUUCGCCAUCAUCACGAAUGGGCGUUGAUAUCGAUUACACUUUUGUACAAGUAGCAGUGGGUCAGGAGGCAGUCGACUUCAGCGGAAACUGUGGAAACAUGUGCGCUGGUGUAGGACCAUUCGCGCUACAAGAGGGGUUAGUGCGUGCAAGUCCCGGAGAGAAGACGCUCGAUGUACGGAUCUUCAAUACGAACACUUCGCGGGUCAUCGUCGAUACUAUUCAAGUAGACGAGGACGGGUCGUUUGAUGAAGACGGAGACUACGCGAUACCCGGCGUCAAGGGAACCGGAAGUGAAGUAAAAGUGGCCUUUGUGGAUCCUGCCGGGAGCAUGACCGGAACUCUCUUUCCUACGGGGAGACGAUGUGAUACUAUACAUGUGAAAGGACAAGACGGCAAUCGAUUCUCAGUCAAGGCGACGUUGAUAGACGCAGCGAACCCUUUCGUCCUAAUCGACGGACGAACAUUUCCGUCAAGCCUGAGGAGGGGGAGCAAGGACACGGCCGUCUACCUCAAGGACAUGGAGUCAAUACGAUGUACUGGCGCCGUUUUGAUGGGUCUUGCUUCUGAUAUAGACGCUGCUGCAAAGGUCCGUGGUACACCGAAGCUGGCAAUCGUUUCAUCUCCUCAACCAGGUGACCAUGGCCCGGAAGGCACGCCGGACGUUCAUGUCCAAGCGUUCAGUAUGGGCAAACCCCACCCGAGCUUGCAACUCACAGGUGCGGCAUGCUUGGCGUCGGCAGUGUGCAUAGAAGGUACUGUAGCCCACGGACUUGCAUCCGGCAGCAAGGUGCAGUCCUCCUGGCAGUCGUCUUCACCUGAGCGGACACCGAGUCCCUGCUCAGACUCUGAUGGUAGCUCUUCGGAUCUUCUACCGAGCCAAAGGAGAGUCUGUCUUUCGCAUUCGAGCGGGUCGAUCAGGGUUGAUGUUCUGGCAACCAGCUCGGAGUCGUUUGCUUUUGUCGAUAGGUGCGUUGUCUCGCGGACUGCUCGGCGGUUGUUCGAGGGGAAGCUCUGGACGGAUAGGCCACGUUGGACGGCGGCGCAACAGUCGACUCCUGGCCAUGCCAACAUGUCAAAAGCAUCCACGUCCUCAUUGCCCCUCUACAAUGCCGCGGGCCUGCCCUCCAAGUCUUCGCGGCCCUCUUCGCCCAUGCUGCAGCCGCCAGAAGCCAUCAAGCGCAGCACCACGCCCUCAUCAAUAACAUCUGCCCAUUCCCUCCUCUCGGCUCAGGACACGGCCCACAAGCUCUCGACGUCGAUUACACAUGGCCUCUCUGCUUCGGACGCCUCGGCGCGCAUCCACACCCACGGCCUCAACGAACUCCCCCACGAAGAGCCCGAACCGCUCUGGCUUCGCUUCCUCAAGCAAUUCAAGGAGACGCUGAUCUUGCUGCUGCUCGGGUCCGCUGCUGUCUCCCUCAUACUGGGCAACUUAGAUGAUGCUGUGAGCAUUGCAGUGGCUGUGACCAUCGUGGUGACAGUGGGCUUCGUGCAGGAAUACCGCUCGGAGAAGUCAAUUGAGGCGCUGAACCAGCUGGUUCCGCAUUCGGCACACAUCAUUCGCGCUGGGGUCGAGCAACCACGGAACGGUCGCAUACCGAAUGGUACGGCAACUGACGACGUUGAGUUGGAGAAUCUGAAGGACACCACUUCGGCCCUGUCAGCUGCGGAGCGGAAGUCGACUACCAUAUCUGCGACACUAUUGGUACCUGGCGACCUCGUCCUUUUCCACACUGGAGACCGUAUACCCGCCGACAUUCGUAUCACGCACGCCGCAGACCUCAGCAUCGACGAGUCGAACCUCACCGGAGAGAAUGAGCCUGUCUCCAAGUCGCCAGACACCAUCACACCCCCACCGGGCUUACAACGACCAUCUUCACCUUUCUACGCGUCCGAAGCCGCAGGAACGGUCGGCGCUGAUAUACGACUGAACGAUCAGAAGAACAUUGCUUUCAUGGGUACAUUGGUUAGAUCGGGUUACGGACAAGGAAUCGUCGUCGGUACAGGAGGCAACACGGAGUUUGGUGCCAUUUCUGCAUCUCUACAGCAGAUCGAAAGCCCGCGGACGCCUCUACAACUUUCCAUGGACCGUCUGGGCAAAGACCUGAGUUACAUGUCUUUUGGAGUCAUUGCCUUAAUUGGUCUGGUAGGGCUGUGGCGCGGUUGGAAGUUCAUUGAGGUCUUCCAGAUCGCCGUCUCACUCGCUGUCGCCGCUAUCCCCGAAGGACUGCCGAUUAUUGUCACUGUCACGCUUGCGCUGGGUGUGCUGAGGAUGUCCAAACGCGACGCCAUUGUUCGACGGCUACCUAGUGUUGAGACGCUGGCUUCUGUCAACGUCGUGUGUACUGACAAGACGGGCACGUUGACCACGAACCAUAUGACCGUUACGAAGAUAUGGCACUUUGACGAAGCAGCACCGAUUGACGUAAAGACGAAGCACGACUCCACGGACCUCGAUUCGCCGACCCGCAACAUACUACGAAUUGGCAACAUUGUCAACAAUGCCCGCUUGUUGAGCGACCAGGCAGCCUCCGCGUCCACGGCAGCGGUUCUUUCUUCGACUCUAGGAGGUGACGACAAUACAGCUGCCAAGAGCCGAUGGGUCGGUCAACCUACCGAUGUCGCGCUCUUAGACCUGAUGGAUGCUUUUGGGGAAGACGAUAUCCGGGAAAGACUCGGCGAACGCAAGUUCGAGACACCGUUCAGCUCAGAGAGGAAGUGGAUGGGGGUCGUCGUUGGCGGUAAUUCUGGCAACCUCACCCCUGGAUCUGAGCACGCAUACAUCAAAGGCGCACUGGAACGGGUUCUGGACCGCUGUGAUACGUAUGUCACGGCACAAGGGAAAGAGGUUGCACUGGACCAGGCACGCAAGCAGGAAGCGAUGAAGGCCGCCGAUGCAAUGGCGCAAGAAGGCUUACGCGUGCUCGGCUUCGCAAGUGGUGCAUCCAAAGGGAAAAAGAGGAAUGCCAGUGGUACAGCCUCACCUGCACCAUCCACCAGCUCGGCACUUGGUGACGAUGAACAAUACCGUGGUCUUGCGUUCGCUGGCUUGGUUGGCAUGAACGAUCCACCGCGUAAGGGUGUAGAGAGAGCCAUUCGGAGACUCAUGGCCGGCAAAGUCAAGGUUAUCAUGAUUACAGGAGAUGCAGAGACCACAGCAGUCGCCAUCGGCAAGAGUCUGGGUAUGCCAAUUAUGCCAAACUCAGCACUUGGACGCUCAGUCAUUCGUGGUGACGAAUUGGAUCACAUGAGCGAGGAAGAGCUUGCACAGGCUAUUGCGACAACCUCGAUCUUUGCGCGAACUAGUCCUGAGCACAAGAUGAAGAUUGUCCGGGCACUACAAUCACGAGGCGAUGUUGUGGCAAUGACUGGUGAUGGUGUCAACGACGCGCCUGCACUCAAGAAAGCAGAUAUCGGUAUCUCCAUGGGUCGACUGGGCACGGAUGUCGCCAAAGAGGCCGCAGACAUGAUUCUGACAGAUGACAACUUUGCGACCAUUCUCAAUGCGAUCGAAGAGGGCAAGGGCAUCUUUUACAACAUCCAAAACUUCCUCACCUUCCAACUCAGCACCAGCGCGGCAGCACUGAGCUUGGUACUCCUUAGCACAUUCCUCGGCUUCCAGAAUCCGCUCAAUGCCAUGCAGAUUCUGUGGAUCAAUAUCCUUAUGGACGGUCCACCAGCACAGUCCCUCGGUGUAGAACCCGUCGACCCAGCCGUCAUGGCGCUACCCCCUCGCCCACGCCACGCCCGCGUCCUAACCCGCCCCCUCAUCCAACGCGUCCUCCAAUCCGCCACCAUCAUCAUGCUCGGCACCCUCACAACCUACUACCUCGAGAUGUCCACCGACAACCUCGUCACCGCCCGCGACACAACCAUGACCUUUACCUGCUUCGUCCUCUUCGACAUGUUCAACGCACUAACGUGCCGCUCCUCCAGCAAAUCCGUUCUUGCAGGCGAGAUUGGUGUCUUCGACAACAAGAUGUUUAAUUACGCCGUCGCGGGCAGUUUGCUUGGACAGCUGGCUGUUAUUUACUUUCCACCGCUGCAAAGCGUUUUCCAGACCGAGGCCCUGGGUUUGGGCGACCUCGCGCAUCUUGUUGCGGUGGCGAGUUGUGUAUUUUGGGCGGACGAGGGGAGGAAGUGGUAUGUUAGGUGGAAGGGACGGAGAGGGUAUGGUGGAGGGUAUAGUACUGUUGUUUGA